GGACCUAUUCCAAGUCUCAAGUCUCCCCUGUCGGUAGCUUCCGGUGCAAUUUCCCUCUCUCUCUCUCUCUCUCUAUUCUACAAUUUAAUUCCACAGAUACAAUUCUCCAAACCACCAGUAGUUGAUUUCGUAGAUAACACCCCAGUUCGAGAGAGAGAGAGAGCCGAAAAUGGCCACCGUUGGACUCUUCUCUCUCUUCACUGUCCUCGCUCUCCUCUCCGCAACCGCCCUCGCCAAGAUCGGAUUCAUGGAGAUCCGAUCCGACGGCCGAUCCAUCAUCCCCUUCGACCAGUUCGGCUUCACCCACACCGGCCACCUCCUACUCAACCUCUCCAAACUCUCCAUCUCCAAAGUCUCCGACCCCAAACCAGACCUCUCCAAAGUCGGAUUCUUCCUCUGCACCCGCGACUCCUGGAUCCACGUCCUCGAACAAGUCGCCAACGGCGACAUCACCUGCCCCUUCCAGUCCAACCUCAUCAAACGCGUCCUCACCUUCGACAAACUCCAAGCCCUAGACCGCUACGACACCUCCUUCGACGAACCCGACGCCAAUCAGUUCACUCUCGUCUUCGGCAACUGCGUCCCCGAUCUCAAAGUCUCCAUGGCCGUCCAUUCCUCCAUGUACAACCUCGAUCCCAAGACCAACCUCCGCGAUUACUUAUCAGCCGGUAGAACCAAUCUCCCUUCCAUCUUCUUCACCUUCUUCCUCGUUUACUCCUCCUUAGCUGGUAUUUGGAUCUACGUCCUUUACAAUAAGCGCUUGUCUGCUUUCCGAAUUCAUUACUUUAUGCUCGCUGUUCUAAUCAUGAAGGCAUUGAAUCUCUUGUGUGAAACCGAGGAUAAAUCCUAUAUUAAGAAAACCGGAACCGCACACGGUUGGGAUGUGUUGUUUUACAUUUUUAGUUUCCUCAAGGGAAUUACUCUCUUCACUUUGAUUGUGUUGAUCGGGACCGGCUGGUCGUUUUUGAAACCCUAUUUGCAAGACAAGGAGAAGAAGGUUUUGAUGAUUGUGAUACCCCUGCAAGUAAUAGCCAAUGUUGCUCAGGUGGUAAUCGAUGAGACGAGUCCCUUUGGUCAAGAACACAACACUUGGAAGCAAGUUUUCUUGCUGGUGGAUGUUGUUUGCUGUUGUGCCGUGUUGUUCCCCAUCGUGUGGUCUAUUAAGAACUUGCGUGAGGCGGCUACCACUGAUGGGAAGGCCGCGGUGAACUUGAUGAAGUUGACCUUGUUCAGGCAGUACUACAUUGUGGUUAUCUGUUAUAUUUACUUCACGCGCGUUGCGGUUUAUGCUUUGGAGACCAUUACGUCGUACCAGUAUCAGUGGACGAGUGUGGUGGCGGCUGAAUUGGCUACCCUUGCGUUUUACGUGUUCACUGGUUACAAUUUUAGGCCGAAGGUGCAUAACCCCUAUUUUGCGAUUGACGAUGAAGAGGAGGAAGCUGCUGCUGAGGAACUCAAGAAGCUUGAAGAUGAGUUCGAAUUGUGAUUGACCCUACGGGUAACUGUAUCAUGUUUGCGAUGAUGGUUGAUGGAAUUAUAGAAUUAGUAACUAGUAAGGCCAUGGCAGGAAUUUGCUACAUAGCAAGUUUUAUGUUUUGAUGUUGAUACGUGAACCCUUUACUUGGUAUAUCGUGUAACUCCAUGCAGUUGCUAUUUUUUAUUUUCGUUCUAUGUUUGGGAAUUUUGAUCAUGAAGCCUUAAUGUAAUAAAAGUAAUAGGUGGUUGUUUAUCAGAUAUAAUAUGUUCGAAACAAA
Rhododendron vialii is the source of this 1754-nucleotide messenger RNA. Its product is annotated as protein CANDIDATE G-PROTEIN COUPLED RECEPTOR 7-like. Bases 170 to 1486 code for a protein of 438 amino acids. Gene Ontology annotation, cellular component: Golgi apparatus; membrane. NCBI's taxonomy places the organism in Eukaryota, Viridiplantae, Streptophyta, Magnoliopsida, Ericales, Ericaceae. The record is from RefSeq and is a predicted model, not a curated record. The transcript has a single exon. Gene Ontology annotation, biological process: transport.